GAGAGGGUAACUUUUUGUGAGGGGAGUAUUACUAUAGUGACUAUAGUACUAGACACUUUUGAUUUAAGUACCAUACGUAAGGAAGAAAGAAAGGCAAGUUUCCAUUGCAUUAGAGAAAUGACAUCAGUGCAAAAAUAUUGUACUAUAUUUGAAAACGUAGUCGUUAACCUAAACAUUGAUAAAAACACAAAAUAUGUCCGAAUCAAAAGAAGCAACUGAAUCUGUUCCAGUCAAAGAAAAAGAAAAAUCUGAAGAAUUACGUAAAUUUGAAUGGAUGAUAAGACCAUGUGAAGUAUAUAAAGAUGAAUAUGUUGAUUGUAGAAGUAUGAAAGCAAGGUUUCAUCAAUAUUUUGUAUUGGGAAAACUAAUUGAUUGUGAACAUUGGAUUAGUGAUCAUCGUGAUUGUUAUCGUUGGUUAAAAGAUGAUUCUGAUGAGGCGCUUGCAAAUAUACUAGAACAUGAGAAGCAACGUAGAAUAGAAAGAUUAGGAGGUCACUAUAGAAAUGAUGUUUGGAAAAAAAGGGACAAACCACCAGAACAAUGGAAUGCUCCAUUACCUGAGUGGUUACAAAAGAAAUAUCAAAAUUCAUUUUUGAUGAUUGUAAGUAAAGAAAAUGAAGAGUCUAGUACAGGAAGAUCUUGUAUUAUAUCGUAGGAAUAUCAAAUAAUAAAAGUAUAGUAAAAUAAAUUAUUAUUGAAAACCUUAAAAAUUAA
Nomia melanderi (Alkali bee) is the source of this 714-nucleotide messenger RNA. RefSeq names its product synaptic plasticity regulator PANTS. NCBI's taxonomy places the organism in Eukaryota, Metazoa, Arthropoda, Insecta, Hymenoptera, Halictidae. The record is from RefSeq and is a predicted model, not a curated record.